ACCGCACCUUGCAAAAUGGGAGGGCCUUAGCGAGGACAGGAGAGAGAGAAGUGGGUGGGGGUAAUAAAUAUUCAAACGGCACCUGAUUUAUUUUGCAGCUUGUAUCCCAGAAGGAAACUGACAACCGAGACCAACAAAACAACGCAGUCAGCUUAUCUAAAUCCUUAUAACGUCUCAACACUGACAUCUUGUGAAAAACUACUUCUAAAUCAUAAUGAUCUGCGACCACUGCGGUUUUAAUUGAACAGGGCGAAGAAGGGGAGAGAUCGACCUGCUUUGAUUACAAUUGUGUACAAAGGAUUUCUAUAAUUUCCCAGGCACUGCGAGAACGGGGAUUGGGGCAAUACGUUCUAUUACUCUGUAUUCACUUUCAGAUACAGUAUUCGUAGGGGAUAGCACCACCGUCUCCAGUUACCCCCAGUCCACACUGACAGUAACAUAGACACCCUUGUUUACCGUUAUGGCAAACAAAUCUUUAGCAAAUGGAGGAGACACAAGGAACCCCAGACCCAGCAGCCUUUCAUCCUUGGAGCUGGACUCGUCCCUGGAUCACAGUGUCCAGACAAGGAUAUUUAAGAUAAUUGUGAUCGGGGACUCGAACGUAGGGAAGACCUGUCUAAGUUUCCGCUUCACCGGCGGCAGCUUCCCAGAGAAAACAGAGGCCACCAUCGGGGUGGAUUUCAGGGAGAAAACGGUGGAGAUCGAGGGAGAGAAGAUCAAGAAAUUGAAUAGGAACUCCCUGCCCCCCUCCUUCCUGCCCUCUCCCCAGGUGCAGGUGUGGGACACGGCCGGUCAGGAGCGCUUCAGGAAGAGCAUGGUGGAGCACUACUACCGCAACGUGCACGCCGUGGUCUUCGUGUACGACGUCACCAAGAUGGCCUCGUUUGAGAACCUCAAGACGUGGAUCCAGGAGUGCAAUGGGCACCACGUGUCGCCCGUGGUGCCCCGGGUCCUGGUGGGAAACAAGUGCGACCUGGUGGGUCAGAUCCAGGUGCCCUCCAACACAGCGCUCAAGUUCGCCGACUCCCACAACAUGCUGCUUUUCGAGACGUCCGCCAAAGACUCCAAGGAGAGCCAAAACGUGGAGUCCAUCUUCAUGUGCCUGGCCUGUCGCCUGAAGGCUCAGAAGUCUCUCUUGUACAGGGAUGUGGAAAGGCAGGAUGGCAAAGUGAAGCUCUCGCAAGAAUCUGCCUCCAAGAACUCCUGCCCGUGUUAAAUGAACUAUUGGUUUAGAAAAAAAGAUAAAGUAUGUGCCUGCAAUAUGUUUUGCUGAAACGAUUUUGCUUGUCCUCUUGCCUCUUUUUUUCCCCCUCCCACCUCCUGUUGAAGCCCCCAUGCCCUGAACAGAACUAACUGCCUAAAUCCCUUUAAUGCUCUCGUUCUAAGGCAGCUUCCAUUAAUUGCAGAUUGUUAAUCGUGCUCUCAAGUGCUAGUAAAAAAAAAAAAAAAAAAAAAAAAAGCCUGCGUGGGACCCGGAACAGUUUUGUUACUUGGUGCAUCAAAUAGCAUCCUGUUUUAACGUAGUGUUCUAGAGUUUUGCCAAAGCUCAUGCUUUUGUAAUUAAAGGGAACUUUAUUUUUUGUCAGAAUAAUAGUUUCUCAAAUAGGCAAUGACUAAGCUAGACUUGUGAAUAAUUUUCCUUUAUAGAUGACUUUCUUAUAACAUUUACUGGAGGCUGGUAAAAUAUUACAGAAAACAGGACAGUCCAUAGAUGCCAAUUAAGGAAUCAUUUCAAUCAGGAUGGCUUGGACGAGAUGAUCCAUGCUGUUUCCGUUUGGAGGGCUUGACCCUUUCAUCUCAUCUCUAUUACAUUUAGUGGAGAGUGGGGGCUUGUGGUUCAGUGUGUGUGUGAGACAGAUUGAAAGCAAGUCUGAAGCCAACGGUUGCCAAGCUACUUGAGCUCUGUGGAUAAACUGGUUCUGCUGUGCCACUACGUGUUCACCAGCACUAAAUGUAUCAAAAUAUUUAUUUUAAAGAGUUACAUUACAUUAGUGACAUACUGUGGUUUUUGAGGUUCUUCCAAGGAGCAGGCUUUGUUCAAUAUCUAAUAUCGAAAACUGCUUUUAUUUACUUCAUCAUAUUGAACUCUUGGCAUCACACAAGGGGACGCAAAAAGAGAAUCUUGUCAAUGAUCUGCAGUGUUAUAAAUCUGUGGCUCACAUGAAAAAGUAGUAAUAGUCUACGGUACUAAGUACAUACAGUACAGAGUGAAGUAAAUACAGUGAUGUGCAUCAGUACCUUAUUAGGUUUUGGGAUUGUAUCCCCCACACACCACAUGUCUGUGUAUUAUUCAAACCAGUCAGAACUAUUCCAAUCAGGGUGGUAUUUCAUCACACCAGCAAUAAAGCAUCACAACUCGUUCCUUUUUCUUGUAUUGGUUUAGGAACACUGUGCUGCUGUUGGUGCCAUUUCUGACCUAGUGUAGUACAGGUGCCAUAACCACCUCAGAACUGUGCCCAUGUUUUUUCCCUGCAAAUUCCUGCAAGCUGUGCUGAGGAGAUAGUGAAAAAAGGCUCUCUCUAUAUAGAUUAAUACAAUGUUCCACAUCUCAUUGUGUGUGUAUGUGUGCUACACAAUUGUACUGGUGAAAAAGUCCUAUCUGGGUGUGACCUUUAACCUCACAACCUCACAGCCUUUCAGCCUCUUGUGGUCCUUAGCUCUUUGCACUAAGCCCCUGAGACACACUGUCUUUCUCUUGCCAUGAGGUAUCAGACAUAUAGCAUAGGUGGCCUGGUCUACAAUAUUCAAACCAGUCAUAGUCAUAGGAUUUUUAUGAUUUUCAUUCUUCGGUACAUUUAAACAGGGUAGCCCAUUUUGAGCAUGCAUUCUUCCAGGUCCAGUCCUACUGAGCAGGAGCAGAAAUCACGUUUCUUUGGGCAAUCUUCAUGUCACCAGAGUCUGCGACCUAUUGAAAAAUGCACAACGGCAUCUUUACUGAGGAACCGUGCAUUUUAACCCAUGCCAUGCAAAGAGAAUGGCAACUAAAAGAUUAUAUCCCACAAAGGAUUCAGGCAAAAGUGUUCUACCUACCUGAGCUAUCAAAACACAUGUUAUUUUGUUUGUGUAAAUAUUAAGUUGCCUUUUUUAUGUAUGUCUUGGUUUCUGUUUUUGGGUGGUUUUGCAGCAAAGCAAAAAUAUGGACUAACAAAAGUUUACCAAACCGAACAUUCAGAAAAUAAGGUCUGUUUUCUGACCCUUAUGCUUUGUAUCGCAGUGUCAGAGCUCCCCGGAUCUUGAGGAAUUCAACAAAACAGAGAUGACUGAAAAACAAAAUGUCAUCUAUGUCACAUGUGUAUUGCUAUAUUUAAAAUAACUGUCUGUAAAGUAUUGGGAAUAACUGGAAACAACUUCAAACUCUUCAGGGAGCUCUUAAUAAUAUUAAAAUAGGGAAUAGAUAAUACCAGCAUCCAUCACUGAGGUACUGUACUUUUAAAGUUGAGUCUCUUUCCUGUGCAAUGAACUUUUGUAAUGUGGCAGUACGCACUGUUGCCACUAGGACGAGUGCCACUGCUAUCAGUUAAUAAAGCUUCUUUACUAAUCUCUGAAGCACCAAAAUAAAAUAAAAAAUGACUAAA
This is a messenger RNA of Acipenser ruthenus (sterlet), 3575 nucleotides long. Its product is annotated as ras-related protein Rab-33A. Gene Ontology annotation, cellular component: endosome; Golgi apparatus. Gene Ontology annotation, biological process: Rab protein signal transduction. The coding region runs from base 461 to 1216 and encodes 251 amino acids. Gene Ontology annotation, molecular function: GTPase activity; GTP binding. The record is from RefSeq and is a predicted model, not a curated record. The transcript has 2 exons. NCBI's taxonomy places the organism in Eukaryota, Metazoa, Chordata, Actinopteri, Acipenseriformes, Acipenseridae.